AUGGAUAUUGCAGAUAGCAGCGUAGAGCUUUGGAUAAGGUACUUAGGAAACGAGUCUUUGCUGCAGCCUCUGUGGGACAGCCUGAGGUUCAACUACAAAGACUAUUUGAGAUCUCCACUCUUUCCCAUCGUUCUGACCGUGUCCUCAUACUUUGUCUUGUGCCUUCCUUUUCUUGUUUGUGACAUCAUAGGAGACAGGUGGGCAUGGGUCCAGCAAUUUAAGAUCCAACCCAGUCGUCGGCCAACAGCCUCCACAUUGCUGCACUGUGCAGGUGUCACCCUGUACAACCAUGUGUUUCUUGUACUGCCAGCAUCAGUGGCUCAGUGGCUAUGGAGGCCACCUGUGGACCUGCCAGACCAGGCUCCAUCUCUGCUGGAGCUGAUAGCUGGAGUGAUCGGCAAUCUCCUGCUCUUUGACUUCCAAUACUUCAUCUGGCACCUGCUCCAUCACCGGAUUCUCUGGCUGUAUGUCACUUUCCAUGCCAUCCAUCAUAAAUACUCAUCCCCCUUUGCUCUGGCUACUCAGUGUCUUGGUGGUUGGGAGCUGGUUACAGUUGGCUUUUGGACCACCCUGAACCCUGUGAUCCUGAGAUGCCAUUUACUCACCACAUGGACCUUCAUGAUAUUGCAUGUCUACGUUUCCAUAGAGGAUCACUGCGGCUACAAUUUCCCCUGGUCCACAUCUCGUCUGAUACCAUUUGGCAUCUAUGGAGGGCCCAGCAAACAUGAUGUGCACCAUCAGAAGCCCAACACCAACUUUGCACCACACUUCAGCCACUGGGACAAAAUAUUUGGCACCCAUGCUGACUUCAGUUUUAUCAGUGUUGUGAAAUAG
This is a messenger RNA of Scomber japonicus (chub mackerel), 834 nucleotides long. It is a transcript of the gene ch25hl1.2, whose product is annotated as cholesterol 25-hydroxylase like 1, tandem duplicate 2. The transcript has a single exon. Gene Ontology annotation, biological process: cholesterol metabolic process; sterol biosynthetic process. NCBI's taxonomy places the organism in Eukaryota, Metazoa, Chordata, Actinopteri, Scombriformes, Scombridae. Gene Ontology annotation, molecular function: steroid hydroxylase activity; C-4 methylsterol oxidase activity; iron ion binding. The coding region runs from base 1 to 834 and encodes 277 amino acids. The record is from RefSeq and is a predicted model, not a curated record.